Phacochoerus africanus (Common warthog) is the source of this 3887-nucleotide messenger RNA. It is a transcript of the gene PRR36, whose product is annotated as proline rich 36. NCBI's taxonomy places the organism in Eukaryota, Metazoa, Chordata, Mammalia, Artiodactyla, Suidae. The transcript has 6 exons. The coding region runs from base 381 to 3527 and encodes 1048 amino acids. The record is from RefSeq and is a predicted model, not a curated record.
GUGGACGGGGAGGUGGGUUUAGGCUGGGUCCGGGACCCCAAGGAAUUUCCCCACACGAAGCCCAUCGGGUUGGGUGUCUGGGGUCCUCAGGCGCAGCCGCGGGGAAGCUGCCCCUCCUUCCUACGCCCACUGCCCCCCCACACACACCACGCCCUCCACUACUCAGCGCGCUGCCGCCUCCGCCUCCCGGGUCUGCAUCCUGCGCGCGCGCCCCCUUCUCCCCCGCCCGCGGCCGAGGGGCUGGCCAGCCUCCCCGCGCCGCCGCCCUCCGCCGCCUCCCCUCGUCUGUCCUCCGUUCAGAGCCGCCGCGGCGCUCCCACCCGGCCCCACCCCAGGAGACCGAGCGUGGAGCGGCUGGAGGCCGGAGCCAGAGGUGCGGUAUGGACAAGAGGGACAAGUCCAGGGCAGGGGUGGCCGGUCGUACGCCGGCUUCUCGCUCUCCCGGCCUUCCGACCCCCAGGCCCCCUGGAUCUCCACGACCCCCUCCCCCAGUAACCAGCGCGGCUCUCCGCGUUCUGGGAGCAGCGGGAGCUGCAGGGCGAGGGCCUCUUGCAGAGCAAGCUGGUGGCAUCCGGGCAACUGCUCUCGCGGACGCUUCCCCUAGGGUGGGACAAACGCGGAGCGCUGGGACAGGCCCCCGAAGCCCAGCCUCCAGACCCCCAGGAGCUGGGAAAGGGGAGCGAGCCCUUGCCAAGACCCCAGGUCCAAGCUGUGUCUCUAGCCCGGGGCGUGCCAGUGGACCUACCAGGCUAGGCUCCCCAGGGCAGAAGGGGCUCCGGCCCCCAGCUGAGGAAUCUGUGGCCAGAGGAAAAGCCCCAGAAGCGCCCAGAAGGAGUGCCCUGAGUGCCGGGGCACGGAAAGACUCUUCUGGGUCCACCCCAGCCAUCCCCUCCCCGGCCAUCUCCCGUCGGUCCCGGGCUGUGGGCAUUGAGGUGGGUGUCCCCAGGGCAGCUCCGAGUACCCGGCCGAGACUCCCGACUGAGGCUUCGAGGAAAUCAGUGAGCACCGCCCCAGAGCGCAGUGCUCCAGAGCGCAGCGCCCCAGAGUCGAGCCCUGCCGCCAGGAGGAGAUCCAGCGCCGGUGGAGGCCUCCAAAGGCCAACUGCGCGCCCCGUGGGCUCUACCGCCACCCCUCUGUCCUCCCCAGCUCGCUCCGGGGUCUCUCAGACUGGAACACCUCGGGCUCUGGGGCAUCCUUCGCAACCCAAGUCCAAAGGACUGCAGGCUCUACGCCCUCCGCAGGCCACACCCCCAAGGAAGAGCGCGGCUCCUGUGAAGGGCCUUACUCCUCCUUUGGCCACAUCCUCUCUUCCCUGUCCCACCGCAACGCCUCCCGGAAUCACUGCCGCUCCAGUGCAGGGCUUGCUCCCACCCUCUCCACAGACCACACCCCCUUCCCCGGCCCCUAUCUUUCAUUUGGCCACGCCCCCUCAACUAGCUCCUCCUUCCUCUGCCCCACUCUCUCUGCAGACCCGCCCCUCUCUGCCGGCCACACCCCCCUUGCAAGCUCCACCCACACACCUGAGUACAUCCUUUCCCGAGGCAUCCUCCUCUUCCUUGGCCACGGCCACUUUUUUGACUUCAGUCUGUCAAUCAGUUUCACCUGUUCUGCAGAGUAAGCCGCUCACUGAGGCUUCUUUGGCUUUACCCCCGUUUCCAGCUCUACCCUCUCCCUUGGCCACACCUCCUUUGUCUAGUCCUCUACCACCAGCCACUGCCCCUCUACAAACCCCUCUAUCUCUAGGAACAUCUCUGAGGAACACGCCCACUCCCCUAGCCACACCCCCUCUGCAGGCUCCUUCCGUUCUGACCACGCCCCCUUCUCUGACCUGUUCUACCCUAUCUCCACCUCUUCAGGCCACGCCCCAUGCACUGACUACACCUCCCACACAGGACCCUCCCCUGGCCACAUCCCCUCCUCAGUCCUCUGCCCCUCAGAUCACAUUCCCCUUGCAGGGUCCUCUCCCUCUAGGAUCGCCGUCUUCUCUGGCUACUCCUCUGCUACAGACCCCACCUCUGACCACUCCUUCUAUUCAGGCCACGCCUUCUAUACAAGCCUCAUCUCUGGCCUCACCACUUCUGCAGGUCCCUCCCUCUCCACUGGCUGUGCCUCCUCCACACACUCCAUCUUCUCUGGCCACGCCCCCUUUACAGGUUACUCCUUCUCAGAUUCUGCCCCCUCUGCGGGCUCCACUUUCUCUGGGCUCACCCCCUCUGCAGACCACGUCUUCUUUCCUGGCUAUGCCCCUUCCGAAGGUCCCUCCUUCUCCUUGUGCUUCACCUGCUCUGCAAGCCCCUUUCUCUCCCUCUGCUUCACUCCCUCUGCAAGACCCGCCCUCUCCCAUGGUCACGCCCCCUCCGCGGGCUCCGCCUUCUGCGGCUUCGCCCCCUCUUCAGGCCCUUCCCUCUCCCUGUGCUUCACCUCCUCUGCAAGCCCCUCUCUCUCCCCCUGCUUCACCCCCUCUGCAAGACCCGCCCUCUCCCAUGGCCACGCCCUCUCCGCGGGCUCCACCUGCGGCUUUGCCCCCUCUUCAGGCCCCUCCCUCUCCCCGUGCUUCGCCUGCUCUGCAAGCUCCUCUCUCUCCCCCUGCUUCACCCCCUCUGCAAGACCCACCCUCUUCCCUGGCCACGCCCCCUCCUCGGGCUCCUUCGUCUCUGGCCUUGCCCCCCUUGCAGGCCCCUCCCUCUCCCCCUGACUCACCCCCUCUGCAAGCCCCACGCCGGCCCCCAACCCCGGGACCCGAUGCUCCAAUCUCGGGGCCACGGCUGACCCUGGCGUUGGCUCCGGGCCCACCUCCACCGCCCUCGCGCAGCCCGUCCAGUACGCUGAGUGGCCCGGACCUGGCGGGCCACAGUAGCAGUGCCACCAGUACGCCGGAGGAGCUGCGCGGCUACGACAGUGGGCCGGAGGGCGGCGCUGCAUCCUCCCCGCCUGCCGAUGCAGAACUCGCCGCCUGCCACCCGGCUGCUUGGAGCCGGGGUUCCGCUCCGCCGCUGGCCAUCCGCGGCCCCCCAGGAGCGCCCCUGCCUUGGUCUCCUGCGGCCGGGUCGGGCUCUGCUGACGGCUUGUGCACCAUCUACGAGGCUGAAGGACCAGAGUCGGCGACCUCCGCCACAGGUGCACUGGAUCCGGGACCCGGGCCUGGCGCAGGCGGUGCAAAGGCGGCGACUGCGGCUGGGGCCGGAGCGGCUUCACGGGGCGCGAAGCCGGCGCGCCUGGGCGAACUGCCGCUGGGGGCGCUGCAGGCGAGUGUGGUUCAGCACCUGCUGAGCCGGACGCUGCUGCUAGCUGCAGCCGAGGGUGCCCCGGGUGGCAGCAGCGGUGGCCCAGGGGGCGCAGGGGGUGGCGGCAGCGCGGGGGGUGCCCGUAGUGCCCUCAGUGAGGCCGAACUGGGUCGCUGGGCUGAACUAUUGUCUCCCCUGGACGAGUCCCGCGCCAGCAUCACCUCGGUCACUAGCUUCUCCCCAGACGACGUGGCUUCCCCACAGGGUGACUGGACCGUAGUGGAGGUGGAGACCUUCCACUGAGGCAGACCCUAGCCCUGCCCGCCCACCCCACCCCACCCCACCCCACCCCUGGCUUAGGAUCCGCCCCUCAGGUUACACGUUACACCUCUUUGUUUUAGAUUUGCCCCUCCCCUCCUCCCGGAGUUCGGGCCCCUUGUGGAUUGGCCUCAGUCCCCUAGAGCUCUAGAAUUUUGGUCCAGGUUCGCGACCCACCCACACCUUUGGCUAAGGCCCUCCUCUUGAGACUCCCUGCCCCUUUAGCCUAGGACACGCUCCCGCUCACCUCGAGUCCGGUCCCUCCCUCGGCCAAGGCCCUGUCUGGUGUCCAGUGUAUUGUCUACAGCGCACAGCCCAACUUUGCAAUAAAGCCCAAACACUGAA